AUGACCAGAGGUGGAGAAACUGUUCUUCCUCAUUACCUCAGGGCUUCUACUGGUUCCUGUCAUGAUUUUUGUAAAUAUGGGAGGAAACAUGCAUUAGAAGCAAAGGCAAGAAGCCACAUACUGAAGAGAGUUGUAAAAAAAACCCCUGACACAGAAUAUCUACUAGUCAGUGUAGAUCUGCCAGGGAGGAAGAAGACGCCAGUGGUCAAGCUCAAACCGUCAUCUGACUCCAAAUCCCAUGAGUCUGAUAUCCCUCAGACCAUUAAGCAGGAAGUGCCAACACAAUUACCUGUCAGCAAAAAUCCGACAGAAAGUAAAGUUCUGGCGGAGAGGAGAAAGACAUCAGGGGUCAAGUUUAAAUCUUCCCCACAUGCGAAAACCCGCACAUAUGAUCCCCCGAAAACCAUGAAGCGGGAAGUGUCAUCAUCUUCUGAAAAAGUGGAAGUUUCUUCGAAAAAAGGUUCAUCAAAAGCUAAAAACUUGAACUUGUCUAUGAAGCCGGAAUCUUUGACAGUGAAGCCAAUAUCUUCUCCUAAAUUUUCAGGAGGUAUAAGUAGCCUAAGAAAAGGUGAUGUCAAAAUUGGGAAGCGGGAAGUGUCAUCAUCUUCUGAAAAAGUGGAAGUUUAUUCGAAAAAAGUUUUAUCAAAAGCUAAAAAUUUAAACUUGUCUAUGAAGCAUGCUACUUCUUUGAAGCCAGAAUCUUUGACAGUGAAGCCAAUAUCUUCUCCUAAAUUUUCAGGAGGUAUAAGUAGCCUGAGAAAAAGUGAUGUCCAAAUUGGCAAGACGACUGGGACAUCCAAAGUAGCUGUAAAGAAGGCCCUGCCUUCCCCAACAGCCUCAUUUUCUUUGGAGUCUUCUGUCAAUCGUGUUGCAGGAUUAAAUGAAAGAAAGCACAGGGAUUUGAAAGCUGUGUCCCCUCUUAUGAAUAAGAACAAGAUCCGAGAAGCUGAACCUAAGCAACUCAACAAUGAUGAGGUUGUGGAGAAAACCUUGUAUGUCAUCAAGAUGGAAACUGAGAACAAAACUUUGGAAUGUGAUCAAAAUGAAGGUUUUGCAAUUGAAUUGUCACCUGCUUUACCCUCAUCUCCGAAGUCUUCAUCCCUCCCAAAUGCUCCUUCUUCUUCAUCCUAUGAAGAAGAAUCUCAAGAGGAGUCUGAAUGUAUGAUGAGUGAAGCAGAAUAUGACUCACUAUCAGAAAACAAUGUGGAAAACAUAGAAGAAGCAGACUCCUCGGAAGAGGGAUACAAAGGGAGGCCCACAAAGGCUGGGAUGGUUUGUUCUGAAGAUAAAAAUUGCCAACCGUCGAAGUUAAAGUUCAGGAGGGGGAAGGUGGUUGAUGUUCAUUCUGUAAAUAACAGUCCAAGGAGGCUCAAGUUUAGGCGAGGGAAACUGCUAGGCGAGGACCAAAAUGUCAAGGCUGAUACCCGAAGGAGAAGCUUUAAGAGGACAGAAGGAGUUGAUGGUGACACGAACGGUUCCGAACCUGGUUCACAAAAAGUUGUUUUGAGACAUCAAGAUGUGCAGGGGAAGAAUGCUCAGGGUUUGUUUAAUAAUGUGAUUGAAGAAACGGCAAGUAAACUCGUUGAAACCCGGAAGAGCAAGGUUAAGGCCUUGGUCGGUGCUUUUGAAACUGUGAUCUCCCUCCAAGACAAAAAACCUUCUGCAAACACUGUAACUUGAGUUAAAAAGGAACCUUUUAUUCAUUGACAAUCCAUUGGUUUCAUAAAAGAGUGAGAGGAAAAUAAAUCUAGAGCUUGUAAUGGAGAAGUGAGUAACAAGCUUAUGGAGCUGCAGCAGUUCAUAGAAGAUUGCUACAGUUAACAUUAGAGGGUCUGGGUGUAGAGUUAAUGUGGAGAGUCUUGUGGUGUACUGACAUGCUUCAUAUACAUUUCUGAAGGGUAUGCUGCUGCUUGCUUUCUUUUUGAAUUUCAUACCUAAUGUGAUCGAUUUGUGCGUUGUGAAUAAAAUCUGUAUAAUCUCGACGUUAUGUAGUUUGAGUGGGAAAAUAAAAAUCUAUACAACUAUGAGUCAUUUAGUUUUA
Molecule: messenger RNA, 2041 nt
Organism: Alnus glutinosa
Lineage: Eukaryota; Viridiplantae; Streptophyta; Magnoliopsida; Fagales; Betulaceae
Exons: 2
Coding region: 1-1680 (559 amino acids)
Molecular function (GO): calmodulin binding
Source: RefSeq, a predicted model, not a curated record